Messenger RNA from Alexandromys fortis (reed vole), 2721 nucleotides. RefSeq names its product src-related kinase lacking C-terminal regulatory tyrosine and N-terminal myristylation sites (gene Srms). Lineage: Eukaryota; Metazoa; Chordata; Mammalia; Rodentia; Cricetidae. Bases 1 to 1506 code for a protein of 501 amino acids. Gene Ontology annotation, molecular function: ATP binding; protein tyrosine kinase activity. The record is from RefSeq and is a predicted model, not a curated record. Gene Ontology annotation, biological process: protein phosphorylation. The transcript has 12 exons.
AUGACCCUUGGGGUCCCCAAAUCUGGCCGGUAUGCCACAAAACCCAGCAGCCAGAGCUUCCGGGAGGGACCAACAUCCUGCCAGUUGUCCCUGGCACUGGGCCAGUGGCGUCACUUGGAAGUUUCAGCCCCGCUCUGCAAAGUGCCUGGCGCCCACCUCCUCUGCGGAGUCCAGCGGGAGCCGCAGGUGCACCGUCUGGUCAAAGCUCCGCCUGCUUCUGGCCCACCUGUUGCCAUGGGAACCACUGGCCCUUGUGACGCGGCGCGCUGGUCCAGCACACUGGGUUCCUGGAAGCUCUCAGAAGUGGAAGAGCUUGGACAGGAAGUUGACCAGCUGUGGAACCCUGUUUGGGACAUUGCGGAGCAGAGCAUCCGGAAGCUGAGCUGGUACUUCAGUGGGAUCAGCAGAACUCAGGCCCAGCAGCUGCUCUUGUCUCCUGCCAAUGCACCAGGGGCCUUUCUCAUCCGGCCCAGCGAAAGCAGCAUCGGGGGAUAUUCCCUGUCAGUCCGGGCCCCAACCAAAGUCUGCCACUACCGCAUCUGCAUGGCACCCAGUGGCGGCCUCUACCUGCAGGAGGGCCGGCUCUUCCCCAGCCUGGACGCAUUGCUUGAUUACUACAAGACCAACUGGAAGCUGAUUCAGAACCCUCUGUUGCAGCCCUGCAUACCCCAGAUGCCCCUGGCUCAGGACGAGUGGGAACGACCACGAUCAGAAUUUGUCCUUCGGAGAAAGCUGGGUGAAGGCUUCUUCGGGGAGGUGUGGGAAGGCCUGUGGCUGGGCUCUAUGCCUGUGGCGGUGAAGGUUAUCAAAUCAGCUGACAUGAAACUGGCAGACCUCACCAAGGAGAUUGAGGCGCUGAAGAGCUUGAGGCAUGAGCGACUGAUCCGGCUGCACGCCAUAUGCUCCCUGGGUGAACCCGUGUACAUCGUUACUGAACUCAUGGGCAAGGGCAACCUGCAGGUCUACUUGGGCAGCCCUGAGGGAAAGGCCCUGAACCUGCCUCACCUACUGGGGUUUGCCUGCCAGGUAGCUGAGGGCAUGAGCUACCUGGAGGAACGACGUGUCGUUCACCGGGACUUGGCCGCCAGGAACGUGCUCGUGGGUGAUGACCUCACCUGCAAGGUAGCUGAUUUUGGCCUGGCCAGGCUGCUCAAGGAUGAUGUCUACUCCCCAAGCAGUGGCUCCAAGAUCCCUGUCAAGUGGACAGCACCGGAGGCAGCUAACUACCGUGUCUUCUCCCAGAAGUCAGAUGUCUGGUCCUUUGGCAUCUUGCUGUAUGAGGUCUUCACUUAUGGCCAGUGUCCCUAUGAAGGAAUGACCAACCAUGAGACACUACAGCAGAUCAGCCGUGGAUACCGCCUGCCACGCCCAGCUGCCUGCCCAGCAGAGGUCUAUGUGCUUAUGGUGGAGUGCUGGAAGAGCAGCCCCGAGGAGCGUCCCACCUUCGCCACACUGAGGGAGAAGCUGAACACGAUACACCGGCGGCUCCAUCUGAGCCUCACGUGACCACGUCUCCAGCCCCACAGGCAGCAGUUCUGGCAACUGCUUCCUGAAGGGUGUCUCCCCAGGGAACGCUCGUCACUAACACACACGGGAGAUGCUAUACACCUGGGAACGGCAACAGCCUGCGAGAACCAAACACACCAGAUGGAUACAUGCAGACAGGGCCUGGUCAUGAGUACCCACUUAGAAGUGAGGGCUGAUGUCCUCCUCCUGGCAUAGUUUGAAUCCCUGGUGUUUCCAAAGUGUUGAUACACAGAAGGGCUGUAAGAAAGUGCUGGACAAAGGAAUUCCAGCAAAGCCAGCCGUUUCCUCCCUGCCCUCACCUCACUCUGGGUUCCUCUGCUCCCUCCUAAGAUCGGGGAUGAGAAGCCCAAUUUCUCUCAAGUCUUACUGUGGAUUUGAUGGAAUAUCUGGUGUGAGGGUUCCCAAGUGUAUCUCAGCCUUUUGAGCUGGGUACUCAGAGGAGACAGUAGCAUCCCCUGCCCAGCCCACUGCCCCACAGGUAUGGGGAAACCUUAGGCACACAGAGUCAGCUCCAAUAAAUGUGUUCUAAACGGAUUCACAUAGCGGCUCCCAGAAUGGAGUGCUGGAGACUCUAAAAGAUGGGAGCCGAAGCGGCAUUACAGUGUGGACCCCCAAGAUAUUAGCGGUGAAGAUUGCCGGAGCCAAGUGAAUAGCCUCUUCCAGUUCCCCGGCCUGGGGCUGAAGUCAGAAGGCUUUUCAGUUUCAGAAAGGUGGUCAGAACUCCUAGACCUUUUCCAGAUGCAGAAGGAUGGAGACAUAGGGAGGGUUCUGACAACCAGACAACCUACUUUCUGGGGCAAAGCCCCUGUGGGUCACUUUUGUGUUUGAGCAUGACACCUGCAGAAGUUGGGUCCUGGGUCACUCAACACUUUAACCAGGAGUGGUACACUGGGGAUUAGGGGCCUCUGCUCAGGGACCCAAGGCCAUUUCACUCUCCCAGAAGCUGUAUCCAGAAGGCUGUAAGGCAGAAAGCCUGGCAGUCCCCUAGAGGAAAUGGAAUUUGGGGCCAGCUCUGCACCCACUGAGGCCAAUUUGUUCAUGAUCACCAACCAUAUUUGUGGGUUGGGUAACAGGGAACUGGGAGCUGAACUUCACGUGUGACGUGUUAAGUUACAGCAAAGAGUUUGGGGCUUAGCCAGUCAUGGGCUUUCUCGCGAGGAAGCAGGGCUGAAUGAGAGGGACUGAGGGCAUGGA